CGGGAGCCGCGCACGCGAUGGCGCCUCCCGCUUUCGGGUGUCCUGUUUCUUGACAUCUUCUGGAACGCGUUUCACUAUGAGGUUAAUGAGGUACCUGCGACGGGCAGCUUCGGCCGGCCCGGGGCCGGGCCCGGGUCCUAGCCCAAACGGGGUUCCCGCUGCGGGCGGCGAGCGCAGCGUCCCGGGCCAGGUGGAUUUCUACUCGCGCUUCUCGCCGUCCCCGCUCUCCAUGAAGCAGUUUCUGGACUUCGGAUCUGUGAAUGCAUGUGAAAAGACCUCAUUUAUGUUUUUGCGGCAGGAGUUGCCAGUGAGAUUGGCAAACAUAAUGAAAGAAAUAAGUCUCCUUCCAGAUAAUCUUCUAAGAACACCUUCAGUUCAACUGGUACAGAGCUGGUACAUUCAGAGUCUACAGGAGCUCCUUGAUUUUAAGCAUAAAAGUGCUGAAGAUGCUAAAGCUGUUUAUGAUUUUACAGACACUGUGAUAAGAAUCCGGAAUCGUCAUAAUGAUGUCAUUCCUACCAUGGCUCAGGGUGUGAUUGAAUACAAGGAAAGCUUUGGUGUAGAUCCAGUGACCAGUCAGAAUGUACAGUAUUUUUUGGAUCGUUUUUACAUGAGUCGUAUUUCUAUCAGAAUGCUGCUUAAUCAGCACUCCUUAUUGUUUGGUGGAAAAGGAAAAGGAAGUUCAACUCACCGAAAACACAUUGGAAGCAUUAAUCCAAAUUGUAAUGUUGUUGAAGUUAUUAAAGAUGGCUAUGAAAAUGCAAAGCGUCUUUGUGAUUUGUAUUACAUUAAUUCUCCAGAACUAGAACUUGAAGAAUUAAAUGCAAAAUCAUCAGGACAGCCCAUGCAAGUGGUUUAUGUACCAUCACAUCUCUAUCACAUGGUGUUUGAACUUUUCAAGAAUGCAAUGAGAGCAACUAUGGAACACCAUGCCGACAAAGGUGUUUACCCUCCUAUUCAGGUUCACGUAACACUGGGUAAUGAGGACUUGACUGUGAAGAUGAGUGAUCGUGGAGGUGGUGUUCCUCUAAGAAAAAUCGAUAGACUCUUCAACUACAUGUAUUCAACUGCACCCCGACCUCGUGUUGAGACAUCUCGAGCUGUGCCCCUGGCUGGUUUUGGUUAUGGAUUGCCCAUAUCUCGGCUUUAUGCACAGUACUUUCAAGGAGACCUGAAAUUGUAUUCCUUAGAAGGUUACGGGACAGAUGCUGUUAUUUACAUUAAGGCACUAUCAACAGAGUCAGUGGAAAGGCUCCCCGUUUAUAAUAAAGCUGCGUGGAAACAUUAUAAUGCCAAUCAUGAGGCAGAUGACUGGUGUGUGCCAAGCAGUGAACCAAAGGACAUGACCACAUUCCGCAGUGCAUAGCUGCAUCUAGGCCAUCUGAAAAAACAAACGAACAAAUCAAAAAAAAAAAAACAAAAUAAAAUGGGUUUCUAGUAUUAUAUUUGAGAGGGACUUUGGAAAACUGUUACAUAAAACAUUUCACAUCUGAUUUUCACACUCAUUGACUGGGUAGAAUAAAUGGAAACUGAAUUCCAUAGCUAUCUUUCAGACUUCCUAAAGCAUUGAACUGUACCAUUUAAUUGGAAGAAGAAAGAAAAUUCUAGCUACUGUGUACAUUUACUUUUCACUACUGCAAAUGUGGCUAACAUGUUUUGCUUCCUUUCAUUGGAUUUCAGGGACUAAGUUUCUGGUAUAGAAAUCUCCAGGUUCCUCAUGGAACCCGUGCAAUUUAUCUUAUAUCUAGUAAAUGCAUUUCCCUAAUUGUACUGAUUAAUUGGUUAAAUACCUUUUUAUAGUCUGGAAAAUCUUAUUAGGCUUUAUUUAAUUCUACUCAGGAAUGAAAGUAAAUUAAAAUUCACAUUAAUCAAUAACUGCCUAUUGGUUGCACAUAUAAAGGCAGAAAAUUAUUACCCUGUGGAUUUAAUGCCACCUGCUUUUUAUAAUUUCCUUUUGUAGUUGACUUAGAGCCACUUAUUUUUAGAAGUAAAUUUUCUUUUUCUGAACAAUCAAUAUCUAGUUCUCUUUAUAUUCAGUCAAGAUCCUAUGAAAUUCACACUGAAUGUUGUUUUCAUUAAUUUCAGGAGGAAAAUUUUUAUUGCUAAAUGACUAGCAACCUUUAACAAAAUCUUCAAAAAUUUUGAGGGGAUAGCUAUUUACUAUGUGAUUGUAACUUGUGUUGUAGUGAUUCUAAUUAUGACAUAAAGAAACAGUGUGACAUAAUUGAUAGAAGGCCAACACUGGAGUCAGGAAAACCUAGGUCUGAGUCUUACCUUGACACAUGCCAGCUAUGUUUACCAAAAGUGAGCCACUUAACUUCUCUUUGCCUUAAUUCCCUAAGAUUGUAAAUUGAUUUGUGUUGAUGGAGGGAAUUUUCAAACACAAGUUCACCAUAGCAAUGAAAUCACAGAUCUAGCUUCCUCCUAAAAAAGGAAUCCUAAUAAUGGUGGAAUUAUCCACACAUAACACAUGGGCAUAAUGAUACAGGUCUAGAUUAGGUUUCCACAGACAUCUAAAAAAGCAUAAUAAAAUCUCUCUCAAUUGGUCA
This is a messenger RNA of Vombatus ursinus (common wombat), 2549 nucleotides long. RefSeq names its product pyruvate dehydrogenase kinase 1 (gene PDK1). Gene Ontology annotation, molecular function: pyruvate dehydrogenase (acetyl-transferring) kinase activity. The record is from RefSeq and is a predicted model, not a curated record. The coding region runs from base 77 to 1366 and encodes 429 amino acids. The transcript is spliced from 11 exons. Lineage: Eukaryota; Metazoa; Chordata; Mammalia; Diprotodontia; Vombatidae. Gene Ontology annotation, biological process: protein phosphorylation; regulation of glucose metabolic process. Gene Ontology annotation, cellular component: mitochondrion.